UACAGUAUCUCUAAAUCAAGGACGGGCUCAUUCCCGAUGUUUCAGGCAUACAAUUUUUGUUAGUCUUAGCCUGUACAGCCAAUACUGAUGGAUUAUUGGCAUUGCAGUCCACAGACACCCAAAAAACCGCAAUUCCCCAUCCUCAGCUAGAAAGAAGAGGCAAAUUGAUUCGAAAUGACGUUUAAAAGAUUACAUUAAUUAGCACAAGUAUGCGGUAGAGAGAACGACUCUGAUAGCAAAGGCGGGGUGAAUCGCUUUGGCUGCACUCCAGAAAUUCGGUAGGAGGGAACCACCCCGGGAAAGGGCGGGCUGAAUGAAGCCAGUAAGUUCCAGCACGGUGCAAGCGGAGCGGCAGGUCUCUCCUCGAAAUGCUGGGGUGGCGCGUCUCCCUGUUCCGAAAAAUUCGGCAUGCUGGGAGCUUCCUGCCACCGAUUUCUUGAGGCCCACACUGGGAACUGAACAGGUCCGGAGCGCAGAAGAACGAAAUGGUCGCCGCCGCUCCGGGAAAGCGCAGAGGCUCCGCAUCAGGCGGGCAAGGGCCCGACGCGGCUGAGCGAGCGAUUGGGAAGGGCCUGGGAAGGGGAGGAGGGUUGGUGGGCGGAGCCGAGGAGGGCGCCUCCUUCGCUCGCCAUCCCUGGCGGGCUCGGGAGGGAAAGCCGGGGUGCCCCGAAGCAUGAUGGGAAACUCCUUCUAGCAUCCGGCAUGGAGGUCCAGGCGCCCUGCUCCAAGGAGCAUCUUCGCACCAGCGGCGGCGGCGGAAACAGCCGCAGAGGAAGCAGCCAGAAACCACGGCAGGGAGAGUGAGCGGCGAGCGAGCCAGCAAGCGGGGAUGGUGUCUCAGGUUGUACAGCUGCUCCGGCAGGGAGUGUGGGCGGCGAUCACCGGAGGCUGGUACCAUGACCCGGAGCAGAGCAAAUUCACCAACAGCUGCCAUCUCUACCUGUGGCUUUUCUUGCUGCUGCUGCCCAUGGCGCUGCACCUGGCAUUGCCUCCCAACGUUAUCACAGCUUUUGUCUACUGUAGUUCUGUGACAUUGUUGUUCACAGUAAUCAAGGUAGUCAGUUAUCGCCUGCAUCUUAUGUUUGACAAAGGAGAAGUAAUUCAGCAAAAAGUCUCUUGGAAGGAACAAAAGCAAAAUAAAGAAGCUAAGAGAGAUAAUGCAAUUCGGCAUAUAAAUCUUAGCAGUAAUAUAGGGGAGAAUGGCACAAUCGAAGAGAGCAAGCAUAAUGGGUCAACACCAACCAUCCACAGCAGUGUAAAAGUACAAGCUAUACUCUCUCAUCACUCUUCAGGAGUACUGGAGUUACCAGCUCAAGAAACUAUUGAAGAUCUGAAAGGAGUAUUGGUUUUGGAAGAUCAGGCCUCUCUACCAGUUUCUUCUACCUCACCUUGCAUCAAAGCAGAUAUUCUGUCUGCUUCUAUGGCACUUAUGUCGAGUUCAAACACAUCUGCCAUAGUGGCAAAGCCAAAUGCAGUGGAGACCCUUAUCAAUAGCACAACCAGUGAAAAGGAUGAAAAAGUGCACCCUUCAGGUCACACUACAGUGGAGGACACACCUCUUGACAAAAGUGUUGUUAAAAAAUUGCCAAAUCUUUCUCUGUCUCAAUAUGACAUUUUAAAAACUGGCAUUUCCUUUGAGCCUUGGAGCACUGAAAAUUCAGUCAUCAUUUCAGAGCAUCUAAGCAAUCCAAAAUGCUUCCGGAAAGAAAAGUUACUGGAUGCCUCAGCUCAAGACAGCCUUACUGCUAGCUGCCUGCAGUGCAAUACCAUAGCAGUGAAGGGAACCGAUGGACCUGUCAGAAGUUCUUCUUAUGCCAAUGACAUGAAGACGCAUUUUGACGAUUCAGAGAGUGAGGUAGCUGUUGCUCUUGUUGAUAAUUCUCUCCCAGGAGACCCCCUUAAAUUACACGAACCCAUUAAAAUAGUUAUCACCAUGAGUAGUACCCACAGUUCCACUAUUGAAAUAGAAGGGUCACAACAUUUGAAAACACUGGGCAUAGAAAAAUCAAGUUCAGAUCCAGAGUCUGGUGUUGCAACAGCAGAUCAACACAGCAAACAAAACAAUGACCAGAUGAAAAUCCCCAUCAUCACUUUCGAACUGUCCGAUGGCAGUGGAGGCCAUGCCUAUCCAGAAGUAAGUGAAAGUAUAAGAACACCAGACAAUCUCAAUGUAGAUGCAUCAUCUAACCAGUGUUCUGGUUAUGAAUCUGGUGAACAAGACAAUGUUGCAAAAGAAUAUAGUGACAAUCCAACAAAUGAUCUUGAAGAAAUAGGGAUUUGUUUAGAAAAUGCCUCUGAGAAUGUCAACGGAACAACUUCGCACUCAAAGGGAAGACAACAAAAUUUGGGUGUCCCCACCUCAUAUAAAGGGACUCAUGAAAAGAGACAUGCUCGGGUGCUCAGUGUAGAUAGUGGGACAGAUGUUUUUUUAGGUAAGAAUUCCACAGAGACAGAUAGUGAUAAAGAGAAGCUUUUGCCAACUUCUAAAUCUGACCUGGAAGCUAAGGAAGGACAGAUACCAAAUGAAUCUAAUUUCUUGGAAUUUGUCUCGCUGCUGGAAUCUAUCAAUACUUCAAAGGCAACGGCAUCUGAUUCAAAAUCAGAGAGUGCAAAAGAUAAGGGUCCCACUGGAGAUAGCUGUAUGACAGAGAAAAAAGAAGGAACUCAGGAAACAGAAAAAAAUUGUGUUGAAAAAGAAAAGCAUGGUUCUUCCAGACAGGAUAGAUCAGAAAUGCAAAAUCAUCCUUCUGCUGGUAUUAAUCCAGUGAUCCCAGAGCCCAUGAAGUUCACUGCACAUUACCAGAAUACCAGGCAGCGGCAGAUCAUUUACCGAGUAACUUCACAGCAGGACAGUUCUGUCUUGCAAGUCAUAAGUGGGCCAGAGGCUUCCCUGCAAGAAGAGAUGUCAGUGGAUGCCAUGCAUGUCUUCAUAGAUGAAAAUGGUGAAAUUCGAUCCUGUUACUUAAAGGCUGGUAGUCAAAAAGAAGGAAAUGCUCAAAACACAGUACCCAACUAUGAUUGUAUUUCUAAUACUCAUGAAGCUCAUUUCAGCUCCUCUAGUACAACUACCUCAGAGAGUCAAGAAGCAUCUUCUGGAGAUCAUGGGCCAAGUGCAUUGCAGCAGCAGCUCUUACUGAUGGUGGCACGAAGGACCCUUUCUGAAACCCAACGGCAUUUUAGUGAAGAUCUUGAAGAUUCUUCAUGUUCAUCAGUGCAAAGAAAAAUUAAUAAACAAUUUUACAAAUUUAUUGUAUUUCCCGGUAAAUGGAUAAAAAUCUGGUAUGAUCGACUUACCUUGCUGGCACUACUAGAUAGGACAGAAGAUCUCAAGGAGAAUGUUUUGGCAAUUCUAUUAGUAAUCCUUGUUUCUUUUCUUGGCUUUAUAAUUAUGAACCAAGGUUUUUGUAAAGACAUCUGGGUCUUCCUGUUCUGUCUUAUCAUGGCAAGCUGUCAAUACUCUCUUUUAAAGAGUGUUCAGCCGGAUCCUGCAUCACCUGUACAUGGUCACAACCAGCUGAUAACAUAUAGUAGGCCUGUAUAUUUUUGUGUAUUGUGUGGCCUUAUUCUAUUGCUAGAUGCAGGAUCUAAAAACAGAAGUCCCCCUAUUUAUACCCUCUACGGCCUGAGGAUCUUCUCUCCUGGAUCAUUUCAAGCAGCCAGAGACCAUGUAAUAGGUUUUUUAUAUUGCUUUCCUGCAAUAUCUCUUCUUGGCCUUUUCCCACAAAUCAACACUUUCUGCAUAUAUCUCCUGGAACAGUUGGAUAUGCUGCUGUUCGGCGGCUCUGCUGCUGCUGGGCUGUUCUCUGCACUAUACAGUAUUUCUCGAAGCUUUAUAGUUGUGAUCAUUCUGUAUGCUUUCUGCUUCAAUGCAGUAAAGGAACCCUGGGACGCACAGCACAUUCCUGCACUGUUCUCUGCUUUCUGUGGCCUUUUAGUUGCACUCUCGUAUCAUCUGAGUAGGCAAAGCAGUGACCCAACUGUUUUAAUGUCUCUUAUUCAGUGUAGAUAUUUUCCCCAUCUUCUGCAUCAACAUUUGGAAGAUUCACAAUCUGAUCCACUUCCUGAGAAGCUGAGAGACUCAGUGAGGGAGACCCUGAAAUCAGAUCUCAUUGUGUGCUCUGUCGCUGCCGUGCUGUCAUUUGCCAUCAGUGCCAGCACUGUUUUCUUGUCAUUAGGGCGAUUUCUCAGCCUGGUGCUCUUUGCUUUAGCAUGGACUGUGGGAUUUGUUACACACUACUUACUCCCUCAGCUUCGCAAACACCAUCCAUGGAUGUGGAUAUCCCAUCCUAUCCUUAAAAAUAAGGAAUAUUGUCAAAGAGAAGUGAAAGGCGCUGCUCACUUGAUGUGGUUUGAAAGACUCUAUGUAUGGCUUCAGUGUUUUGAAAAGUAUAUAUUGUAUCCUGCAAUAAUCUUGAACGCUCUCACUCAUGACGCUUUUUCAAUCAGCAAAGACAAGCCGUUAACCCCCCAUUGUGACAUCUUUCUGAUUACAGUUGCAGGAAUGAAGCUACUGCGAUCUUCGUUUUGCAAUCCCACUCACCAAUUUGUUACAUUAAGCUUUACCGUGAUCUUUUUCAAGUUUGACUGCAAAGGUUUCUCUCAGAAUUUUUUAUUCAAUUUCUUCCUGAUGUCCAUCGUGUUUAAUAAGCUGUCAGACCUGCUGCAGAAAUUACAAUUUAUAAUGACUUACAUUGCUCCUUGGCAAAUUGCUUGGGGAUCGUCAUUCCACGUGUUUGCUCAGCUCUUUGCAAUACCUCACUCUGCAAUGCUUUUCUUUCAAACUCUGGCCACUGCAAUCUUUUCUACUCCGCUGAGUCCAUUUCUAGGGAGUGUGAUUUUUCUCACUUCAUAUGCCAGACCGGUCAAAUUCUGGGAGAGGAAUUACAACACGAAACGGGUGGACCAUUCCAAUACAAGACUGGCACUUCAGAUUGAAAAGGAUGCAGGAAAUGAUGAUAAUCUCAACUCUAUCUUCUAUGAGCACCUGACAAGAUCUCUGCAGGAAUCUCUUUGUGGAGAUUUGAUUCUUGGGCGCUGGGGAAACUACAGCUCCGGAGACUGCUUUAUUUUGGCAUCAGAUUAUUUGAAUGCCUUUGUCCACUUAAUUGAAAUUGGAAACGGUCUCGUCACUUUCCAACUCAGGGGACUAGAAUUUCGAGGGACGUACUGCCAGCAGAGAGAAGUGGAGGCCAUCACAGAAGGAGAUGAAGACCAUGAAGGCUGCUGCUGCUGCAAGCCUGGCCAUUUACCUCACUUGCUCUCCUGUAAUGCAGCUUUUAACCUUCGAUGGCUGACCUGGGAAAUAACACAAACUCAGUAUAUCCUGGAAGGGUACAGCAUUAUUGACAACAACGCGGCCACAAUGUUCCAAGUGUUUGAUCUGCGAAGAAUACUCAUUAGAUAUUAUAUAAAGAGCAUAAUAUACUUUACUGCAAGCUCCCCAAAAAUUUUGUACUGGCUAAGAGAUGAAUCAUUUCAGAAGACACUACAGCCUUUCUCCAAAUGGCAUUAUAUAGAACGAGACCUUGCAAUGUUUAAUAUCAACAUUGAUGAUGACUAUGUCCCCUGCCUCCAGGGAAUCACCAGAGCAAGCUUCUGCAGUGUUUACUUAGAGUGGAUUCAGUUCUGUGCUGCAAAACAAAUGGAGCAUAUCGACUGUGAUGAAGAUUCUCGGUUAGUAACACUUUCCUUUGCCUUGUGCAUCCUGGGCAGAAGAGCACUGGGAACAGCAUCACACAAUAUGGCCAUCAGUUUGGAUUCUUUCCUUCAUGGACUUCACGCCUUGUUCAAAGGAGAUUUUCGAAUCACGUCAAAAGAUGAAUGGGUGUUUGCAGAUAUGGACCUCUUACACAAAGUUGUUGCUCCUGCAAUCAGAAUGUCUUUGAAGCUCCAUCAGGAUCAGUUUACCUGUCCAGAUGAAUAUGAGGACCCUGCAGUUCUUUAUGAAGCGAUUCAGUCAUUUGAAGAAAAAGUCAUGAUUUGUCAUGAAGGCGACCCUGCCUGGCGUAAUGCCGUCCUCUCCAACAAGGAGGAGCUGCUGACAUUGAGGCACGUGGUGGAAGAAGGGACAGAUGAAUAUAAAAUAAUUAUGCUCCACAAAAGCUACUUGAGUUUCAAAGUUAUCAAGGUUAACAAGGAGUGUGUCAGAGGGCUCUGGGCUGGACAACAACAGGAACUAAUAUUUUUACGCAAUCGUAAUCCAGAGCGAGGCAGCAUCCAGAACAAUAAACAGGUCUUGAGGAACCUGAUUAACUCUUCAUGUGACCAGCCACUGGGAUACCCUAUGUAUGUUUCCCCUUUGACCACGUCAUACUUAGGGACCCACAGACAGCUGAAGAAUAUAUGGGGUGGACCAAUAAGCCUGGACAAUAUCAAAACCUGGUUCAGGACCAAAUGGCUUCGGAUGCGGAAAGACUGCCAUCCAAGCCACAACAGUGGAGGAAACCCUGAGGAAGGAGGGAGCCGGAAUGGAUCCUCUUCCAGCUGCAACCCAGCUAAUAAUUCAAGCCAGAGCAGCAGCUCCCAGCACACAAGGAACAGCACGCCACAGCUGCAGCCCUCAUUGCGAGUUGCCCCAUUCCCAGGCAGAAGAAAAUUCAGGAGUCAGUCUGUUCAGACACACGCUGCUCUAAACCAGCGGCCCCCUCGGUCAAGUCAUUCUGGUCCAAUCAUCGAAAGCCACCACCCCUUCAUCCAGACUUCCACUUCAGCUCAUGAGAUUGCGCAAGGGCUUGGCGGCAGCCAGCUUUCCUUCCACAAUUCUGCAACCUCUGUGUUCUCCCAGACUCCUGCCAUUCCCACCCUGGGGCAGCUCACUGUACAAGAAAGAGCUAGUGCUCUGCUGAGAUCUAGUCUGGCCUCUUCCACCAGUUCAACACUCAGCCUCUUGUUUGGGAAGAGGAGUUUUUCAAGUGCUUUGGUCAUUUCUGGGCUCUCGGCUGCUGAUGGAGGAAACACCACUGAUACCCAGUCAUCCAGCAGUGUUAACAUUGCAAUGGGGCCGUCUGCUAGAGCAGCAAGCCGCACUUUGCAGGAAACCGCACGGCAAUUAACUGAGGAUUAUGAAGCAACUGAUGCUACUGAAUCCAGACAUCAAAAAGAGCUAGGAAUGACACAUGCUCUCCUGAUGAGUCACAUGAUGGAAUGCAGGCGAGCCAGCCAAGAAGACAUGGCCCUGGAAGAUACUGCUUCUCAACACAGUCUUUCAGAAGAGCAAUAAAGGAGGCCUAAUGUUCCUAUGUACAACUGCAGCCAAAACACAAGUAGUUUAGAUUUCCGGGGGUGGGGGGAAGUAAAAUUAUUUUGAGUACUGUAUAAGAACAACCAUUUAAAAGAAUUUAAAGUUUUAAUUCUUCAUUGGGUGUACAGAAGCAUAAUAUUCUAUAAUUAGUAUUUAGUGCUGUAAAAAAAAGCCAUGCAAUUUCAGCUCAGGUUCCUGAUUUCAAAUGUGUUCUAGAAAACAAUAAUCUGUCUUGACAUUCCUUUCUCCUCAUGUUCUUAGGAAAGAAUCUGGGAAACACAAGUGGGAGGGAGAGAAAUAACAUUCUUGGAAGUGCGAGUGAAAGCAACAGAAAAUCUAUGAAAAAGCACACUGACAUCUGUCUCUUGUCGUAACCAAACCAAUGAUUGCAUGCUAAAUAACUGGCAUUUUUUAUACAUACUGCAUCAGAAAGGAUUGUUUUUAAUUGAUGCAACGAAUAUGGAAUAGGAGAGGAAAUGGCAUACUCUUAAGGUUAGUCUGCAAAGACUCUUUUUUUAAAAAAUGGUCAAAAGGAAAGCCUCAUUCUUCUGUUUGAAAUGUUUUACCGCUGGCAAUUAUGUGCUGCAACAUAUUAAUCCUAAAGGGGGUCCACUGCAUGCAGCCAUGAUGAACUAGCCUAUCAAAGUGCCAGGCUAUGCAUUGCCAUGAACCACGUAUAGCCAAUGCAUGACAAGCCUUCACAACGCCAAUGGUGCUCCUUAUUUGCAAACAGUGUAGCUUUCUCAAGAAGGUUCGUUUUACAUAUAAUCUUUCACAUGUGUUUGGUUUACAGGAAACCAUGACUAUUUCUGAAACCAAGAGACUUAACAACUGUAAAGUACUAUAGUACUACUCUCUCACUCAUUGACAUCUCACUUAUUUUGUAAUUAAAGCCUCAGAACUACCAGUGUC
This is a messenger RNA of Pogona vitticeps (central bearded dragon), 8152 nucleotides long. RefSeq names its product pecanex 2 (gene PCNX2). NCBI's taxonomy places the organism in Eukaryota, Metazoa, Chordata, Lepidosauria, Squamata, Agamidae. Gene Ontology annotation, cellular component: membrane. The record is from RefSeq and is a predicted model, not a curated record.